Molecule: messenger RNA, 1355 nt
Organism: Musa acuminata subsp. malaccensis (wild Malaysian banana)
Lineage: Eukaryota; Viridiplantae; Streptophyta; Magnoliopsida; Zingiberales; Musaceae
Product: auxin efflux carrier component 5-like
Biological process (GO): transmembrane transport
Cellular component (GO): membrane
Source: RefSeq, a predicted model, not a curated record
UUCACCCUACCAAGAAAGAUGAUAAGCUGGGGCGACAUUUACAAGGUGGUGGUGGCCAUGGCGCCGCUGUACGUCGCUCUGGGUCUCGGGUACGGUUCGGUGCGGUGGUGGCGCAUCAUCACGCCGGAGCAGUGCGAGGCCAUCAACCGCCUCGUCUCCUGCAUCACCCUCCCUCUGUUCACCUUCGAGUUCACGCUCCACGUCGACCCCUUCGCCAUGAACUACCGUUUCAUCGCCGCCGACGCCGUCUCCAAGGUCACCAUCGCCGUGCUGUUAGCCGCGUGGCCCAAGUGCAGCAGCAAGGGCAGCUACUGCUGGUCCGUCACCAGCUUCUCCCUUUCCACCCUCACCAAUUCCUUGGUGGUGGGCGUGCCGCUGGUGAGCGCCAUGUACGGGCGGUGGGCGCAGGACCUGGUGGUGCAGCUCUCGGUGGUACAGGCCAUCGUGUGGCUCACGCUGUUGUUGUUCGUGUUCGAACUCCGCAAGGCGGGGUGCGGGCUGUUCUCGAUGGCAGCAGCUCCCUCCUCCGCCGGUGGCGAGCUCGCGUCUGUCGAAUCACCGCCGCUCAAGGACGUCGACGGCGGCGGCCCCGAGGUCACACCACGACCUUCCUUCUGGUCGCUGAUGAAGACGGUGUGGCUCAAGCUUGCUCUCAAUCCCAACUCAUACGCGAGCAUCGUCGGCAUCACCUGGGCCUUCAUCGCAAGCAGGUGGCAUUUCGAGAUGCCAAGCAUCAUGGAGGGUUCAGUUCUGAUCAUGUCCAAGGCAGGGACUGGAAUGGCCAUGUUCAGCAUGGGGCUGUUCAUGGCUCUGCAAGAGAAGAUACUCGCCUGUGGACCGAGCCUGACCGCAUUUGGGAUGGUCUUGAAGUUUAUCGCAGGCCCGGCAGCCACGGCCAUCGGAGCCAUCGCCGUCGGACUUCGUGGGGACGUCCUGCAUCUGGCAAUCAUACAGGCUGCACUGCCUCAGUCCAUCACCUCUUUCAUCUUCGCAAGAGAAUACGGAUUGCAUGCUGAUGUGCUAAGCACUGCGGUAAUUUUUGGGAUGCUGGUUUCUUUGCCUGUGCUUGUGGCAUACUAUGUGGUUCUGGGUUUCAUGAGCUAACCCCAAACUCUUAACCCUUGUUCUGUUUUUGCCCUCCUGGAAAAUUCUUCUUUCCUCCUGAAUGUGUGUUUCUCGGCAAUCCCUGUGUUGGUGAAUUCUAUGAUGAGUCAAGGCUGAAUAUAAUUCUACAACAAGCUUGGUUUUCUUGUAUUUGUGAUCAUUUAGAAACAUGAUGCAGAAGAUGAGAAAAGAAAAAGGAAAAUGGAAUUUGUAAAGACAGACCAAUUUUGUGGUUUUUUAUUUUCCCAAUU